GAGCUGUCCGCGCUCGGGCUCUGUCCGGGCUCUGUCCGGGCUCUGUCCGGGCUCUGUCCGGGCUCUGUCCGCUCUCGGGCUCUGUCCGUGGUGCUGCCGCCCCCGCGGUCGAGCGCAGCCCCCGGACCGCGCCCGGCGCGGCCGCUCCUCGCCCGGCAUCCUGUUGCGCCGGGAGCACGGAGAGAAGGGAAGAGAAGGGAAGAGCAUCGUGCCGAGGAGCCCGAGCGCCGGCCCGGCUCGGAACAAUGGCUGCGCUGCCGCGGAUGCUCUGCGCGGCCGCGCUGGCCCUGCUGCUCUGGGCUGGAUUUUGCUCCUCGGUGUGUGUGGAGGUGCCAUCUGAGACAGAGGCUGUCCAAGGGACAGACAUGAAGCUGCUCUGCAUCUCCUGCAUGAAGAGGGAAGAGGUGACGGCCAGCACAGUGGUGGAAUGGUUCUACAGGCCCGAGGGGGGAAAGGAUGAGCCUAUCUACGAGUACAGGAAAACAAACCACGAAUUCCCGAGCCGCUUCAGCGGGCGGAUACAGUGGAACGGCAGCAAAGACAUGCAGGACGUGUCCAUCACCGUGCUGAACGUGACCCUCAACGAUUCGGGCAUCUACACCUGCAACAUCACCCGCGAGUUCGAGUUCGAGAUCCACCGGCCCCUCUUCCAGAGCUCCAGGCUCAUCCACCUCACCGUGGUGGAGGAGGCUGGAGAAGACUUCACCUCGGUCAUCUCAGAAAUCAUGAUGUAUAUUCUGCUGGUCUUCCUCACGCUGUGGCUGCUGAUUGAGAUGGUCUAUUGCUACAGGAAGGUGUCCAAGGCAGAGGAGGCUGCCCAGGAAAAUGCGACAGACUAUCUGGCGAUUCCGUCGGAAAACAAGGAGAACUGCGCUGUGCCUGUGGAGGAGUAGCAGGGAGGAGGCAGCGGAGCGAACGGCACCGAGGGGCUCUGAGGACAGAAGGACCGUGCCACGCCAGCCGGGUUUGAGGGGAGCUCUGCGCCGUCGGGAGGAACACGGGGAAGUGUAAAUCCUCUUCCAUUUGCCUCGGACUCUGUACAGCCUUGACUUUGGUCCCACGAGCCCAGCUGAGCUGCCAGCCCGGUGCUGAAGGACUCCUCCGUGGAGGCACGCCGAGCAAACGGCACAGGGGUGUGGGCAGCACGGCUCCUUCCCCAGUUUCUGUUCCACCAUCACCUCAAUGGCUUUGUAAAUGUUACCUGUCACUUCUCAGCUGCUCUCACCGCCACCUUUAUUUGCUAAAUGUGCUGCUUCUCCAUUGCAGAGGUUAAGGGUAUGUGUGGCACGUUGCUCUGAGCUGCAGGACUGUGAACAGAGUUGUCUUAGGGGGUUAUCCCACCACCUACUGUGGCUCAAGGGUUUUCUCGGUGUUAAAACAGGAAGAAUUUAAUUAAUUAAUGAAGCCACUCUGAAUUUUAGGCUGUCCAUGCACAAGCAGAGUAGGGUGAGGACUGUAAUACCCUAAAAUUGGAAAUGUAUAGUAGGAAGGACAGGUCCCUGUGCCAUGUCCACACUUCCUUCUGGAGGGAAUUGGGAAUACAGAUCCUGAAGGGAAGCAGGAUGAUGUCAGUAUAAGAAUCCCUCUCAUUUAUCAAGUGUCAAAGCCCUCACCCCCUCCCAGCUGCCUGGCACAGCAGGUUUGCUCCUGGAGUACAGUGGGGGGAGGAACCUGCAGAGCCACGUCCUGCAAGGCAGCAGGACAAGGGAUCCUUGGGAUCCUUCCAAGGGAUCCUUCCAAGCUUUUCCUGGGAAACCCCAGAAACGAAGGCAGCCUCAUGCUGGUAGGCAGGAGAAAUAAACAGGAUGCAAAGCCCUCACAGGAUGGCAGCUCAGUAAAAUGGUUGCACUUCUGUAACCGCGAUGGUUCUCUGGUGCUGUCGCAGCACCAUCUAGAGGGAUAGACAGAAAACACCCCGUUUAAUCCUAAUUCUCUCCAGAGGUAAUUAAUCACCAGUAUUAAUAGUCCGGAUUCGUCCUAAAUGAUCCUCUGUUGCCCAGGAAUCACCCUGGAAAUUCUGUAUUUCCUAUGCAAAUUCACCUUUUCUGAGGGUUAAGCAGAGUAAAAAUUGUUUUCUGCCCUUCAGAGCAGACCAGUUGAGCUCAACAGCUGGGAUUGGAAGGGGGGAAAAGGCAGAAACAUUGGAAUUGUGCCGUAAAACCAGGUUUGGGGGAAGGUUUGAUUUGUUGUACAGCAGAGUUGUGACACCCCUGCUGCAAUGGAGCCUGUGCUGCUUUGCCAGAGCCGACAAUUUCUGCUCCACUGACUGCUUGUAAGUGGUUCCAAAGUGCUCGUGACUCCAGGCAUGCUCCCCACCCACGGAAUCCCCUCCGCUUUGUUCCGCUGCUUUUUACGUGCUGGCUAAAAAUCACAGAAAUUACCCCGUCUGUAAGUCAGGCCCAGGCCAGAUUUCCAACUGGCACUCGCUCAAAACCCUUGUUUUAGAGCGGGUGUCUUUAGUAAACUGCUCCAGUGCAGCCCUGGUAGUAGGAUUGCUCCCAAAUCCAGAGCCAAGCCUGGCAAGGGGAGCACGUUUUCCAGAUGAAGCACACUCGUAGUCUGGGCACCAGCUCCCAAAAACCUGGGAUGUCCAAAAGAUUAUCCAAGCAGCUCCUCUUUGAAUUCAGCUGGACGUCAUCUUUCUCCCUAUCCCAGUUUGCCCGGCAGAAUCCUCAACUCGACAGAGGAGGGACUGGAUUGUAACUGGAGUUUCCAGCACUGCCCACGGCAUUGAGCCCACGGUGAAUUUCAGGACACCCCUCUCCCACUUCAGCUCUGCUCCUCAGUCCCUGAGAACCACGGUUAACCCGCUGGUGUCCUACUGUUAAAUCCAAAAAGGAGAGAACCCAAGAACUUCUUGAGAGCUACCUCAGGUGGUAAAGAAGGGCCGUCCCCUUGUCCUGCACCUCCCUGUAUCCCACAGGCAUCUUCUGCAGAUGCUCUUUCUUUUUUUUUUUCUGGACAAAUCUUUCACUUUUCCAGUUCCUGCAGACAGAGGCGACCACUGCCACGUGGUGUUCCAAGCAGGAGGAAACGGGGUGCAAUCUCACAGGGGGAAAAAAGUAGUAAUAAUAAUUUUAAAAAUUGGUGAUUUUUUCAGCCUGGAAGAGAUGGUCCUGGCACAAACUCUGUAUGUGUGUGUGUGUUCGGAAGGAGAGAGGAGACUCCGGAAUAGGCAGGAUAAUAAAAAGAACCAAGAGCCAC
Messenger RNA from Hirundo rustica (Barn swallow), 3204 nucleotides. RefSeq names its product sodium voltage-gated channel beta subunit 3 (gene SCN3B). The transcript is spliced from 6 exons. Lineage: Eukaryota; Metazoa; Chordata; Aves; Passeriformes; Hirundinidae. Gene Ontology annotation, biological process: ventricular cardiac muscle cell action potential; sodium ion transport; regulation of heart rate by cardiac conduction. The record is from RefSeq and is a predicted model, not a curated record. Gene Ontology annotation, molecular function: sodium channel regulator activity. The coding region runs from base 246 to 893 and encodes 215 amino acids. Gene Ontology annotation, cellular component: voltage-gated sodium channel complex.